This is a messenger RNA of Homarus americanus (American lobster), 1859 nucleotides long. RefSeq names its product zinc finger MYM-type protein 1-like. The annotation marks the transcript as partial. Lineage: Eukaryota; Metazoa; Arthropoda; Malacostraca; Decapoda; Nephropidae. The transcript is spliced from 3 exons. The record is from RefSeq and is a predicted model, not a curated record.
UUGAUGAAUACAAUGAAGAAAUUGAUAUUCAGUUUGAAAAAGUUCAAGUUGACACACAGACACAGUUGAAUCAAACUGAAGACGAUCUUAAUACAACAGAAGACAGUGCCAAAGUGAGAAGUCCACUUAUAGCUAAAGAAGAGUCAGAAGGCCAAGCCCAAACAUCAAACAGUGAUGGAUCAUCCACAAUGAACAAGUUUCCACGAAAUGAAAAGGGAUUGUGUUUUUCUAAGUUUCACUGUAUUGACAAAGAACGUGAACUAACUAUUAAUAAACAUGCAAAGUACUGGCAGCAAGUAUUCAAAAGGCUAGUGGCAAUAGUGCAGUUUCUUGCUGAGAGAAAUCUAGCGUUAAGAGGGACAGAAGAAAAAGUUGGUAAUGAGAGUGUACACAAUGGAAACUUUUUAGGUUUAGUGGAGCUGUUUGCAAAGUUUGACUCUGUUCUUGAAGAACAUUUACGUAAAGUCAAGGCCAACGAAAUUCAUAAUCACUAUUUAGGAAAAGAUACUCAGAAUGAACUACUAGACAUUAUGGCUACAGCUGUUUUGAAUGAGAUACUGAAUCGCGUAAAAGCAGCUAAGUACUAUGCCAUAAUUUUAGACUGCACACCUGACUUGAGCCACCAGGAGCAAAUGUCUCUAACGAUCAGGUAUGUUUCUGAUGGCAACUUGGCUCCUUCAGGUGUUUAUGAACAUUUCAUACAGUUUAUGCAGGUUGAAAGUAGCACAGGAGAAAAUUUAUAUAAAACAUUAUUAAACACACUAGAGGAAUUAAAAUUGGAUGUGAAAGACAUUCGAGGCCAAGGUUAUGACAACGGUAGCAAUAUGAAAGGUCACACAUCGGGAGUACAAGCACGGCUGUUGCAGGAUAAUCCAAGAGCCUUCUUUGUACCCUGCGCAUGUCACAAUUAUAACCUGUUACUAGGAGAUGUAGCCAAGUGCUGUCCAGAUGCUAUAACAUUUUUUGGGAUCUUGCAAAGGAUCUACAUAAUGUUCUCAGCAUCAACAAAGAGGUGGGCAUUUUUUAAGAAACAUGUACCUGGGUUAUCAGUGAAACCCUUGAGCGACACAAGGUGGGAGUGUCGGAUUGAUAGUGUUAAAGCUAUUCGUUAUCAGGUUGGAGAAGUAUAUGAUGCACUUGUGGAAACAUCAGAGAUAACAGAUGAGCCCAAGGUAAAAGCAGAGACAGAAGGUUUAGCAAACCAGCUAAAAGACUAUAAAUUUUUAGUUUCUUUGAUAUUUUGGCAUGAUUUACUUUUUAAAGUUAACUAUGUUAGCAAGGAACUACAAGGUAAAACAAAGGACAUUGAUGAAGGCAUGGAGUCAUUUGAAAAACUAUUAUCAUGGCUAAGAAAAUAUAGAGAGAGUGGUUUUAAUGAUGUCCUAAUAGGCGCAAAUGAUUUGGCUGAAGCUGUUGAAUUACCACUAGAAUUUAGGAAAUUUCAAGAUAAACGACUACAAAGAAGGAAGAGAAUGUUUUCAUAUGAGGCAAAAGAUCAAGCUUUUGAUGAUCCAAAAGAAGCAUAUAGAGUUCAGUGCUUUACCUUAGUGCUAGACAAAGCUAUUCAAUCUCUAGAAUCUAGAUUUAUGCAGCUUAAAAGCCAUAUAAAAUUAUUUGGAUUUUUAAAUAACUUUCAGGGCUUACAAAAGGCAGAAAUAAGGAAACACACAGUAGACCUUGAAGCAGCUUUAAUUGACACCAAACUAAAACAGAACACUGAUGUAGAGGUAGGUACUGUAACAAGUAAAGAUGUAGAUGGUUAUCUGUUGGCUGAAGAACUUGAAGCUCUGAAAACUUUUCUGCCCACAAGUGUCGCCAAGCCCCAAGCCCUGUUUGAAUACCUGGUAUAUAUCAAGUAA